UAUUUUACUGUAUUUUAUUCUAUUUUAUUUUCUCUAUCUGAUUUACAGUGGACUCUAAAUAAUUUAAUUUUUCUUUCUUCUGGAACAAAACAUGUUACUCAAAGCCAAAUGUACAUAUUAUAAGUAAAUCUCCAUUUUUUUUUCCAUUCUCUAUGUGAAAGCAUGGCUUUCACUCAGGAAAAAGGACUCCUUCACACCAUUUGUUUAUUAUUAUGCAUUCAAAUAUUUUUUACUUUCAUUAUUAUGUAAAGUAAUUUUACCUUUGUCCCUGUUAUAAAAUAAUUUUCUCUAUUCAUCCGAUUCCAGAUUAUAUUGCUUUGGUUAUGCACAAAUGAGUGUAAGUUUAAAUAAAUUGGAAUUUAAUGCUGAAUCAGGUAACUUGUCCCACCUCCGCUGCUCUCUCUCUGCUCAUCAACACUGCUAUCAAAUAACAGCUCGCGCUCACUACUGGGCUGACUGCUGCCUCAACGCCAUUGGCCAAUAGCGUGAUUACGUCAGUUCGUAGACAAAUGUAAUUGGUCGAUUCCUUUAUGACAUCCAAUCACACCAUAGAGGCGGUGCGAAUACCGGAAGUACAAACCAGAGGCAGAGUGCACGGGCUCAGGCUGAGCUGAUAUCAGUGUGCUGAAUGGCUAGAAUGGGGAAAGUUGUUCUGGUGACCGGUGCAAACAGCGGCAUAGGCCUGGCCCUGUGUGAGCGCCUCCUGAGUGAUGAUGCUCAGCUGCAGCUGUGUCUGGCCUGCAGGAAUGAGCAGAGGGCUGCGAUGGCCUGUCAGUCGUUGCUUGUCUCUUACCCUAAAGCUCACAUUUCUCUCGUUCGGCUAGACGUGGGCAGCAUGCGCUCUGUCCUCAGAGCUGCUGAGGAGAUCCGGCAGAGGUACAACAGGAUUGACUACCUCUACCUUAAUGCUGGGAUUAUGCCUAGUCCACAGGUGGAUUUCAGGGCUCUCUAUAAAGGCUUGUUUUCUGGUAAAGCAAUCCACAUGUUUUCUACGGGAGAAGGGCUACUGACGCAGAAAGACACCGUCACAUCUGAUGGUCUACAACAAGUGUUUGCUACCAACCUGUUCGGUCACUUCUUACUGGUUCGGGAAUUGGAGCCCCUGUUAUGCCAACCAGGCCACAGCUCUCAGGUGAUCUGGACUUCGUCUAGCAAUGCACGUCGUUCAGCUUUCAGUCUUGAUGACCUGCAGCACAAGCAAGGUGCAGAGCCAUACAGCUCCUCUAAAUAUGCAUCUGACCUGCUGAGCCUGGCCCUGAACCGCCAUUAUAACAGCCAGGGUCUGUACUCAUCAGUGAUCUGUCCUGGAUUGGUGAUGACUAACCUCACAUAUGGCAUCCUACCCUCCUUCUUCUGGACCCUUAUCAUGCCUAUAAUGUGGCUGAUAAGAAUCUUCACCAAUACUUUCACCCUUACAUCUUAUAACGGGGCCGAGGCUUUGUUUUGGCUGUUCAAGCAGAAACCAGAGUCACUGGAUCCAAUGGUCAAAUACCACAGUUUAACCUCCGGACUGGGAAACAACUACACACAGCCUCGCAAGAUGGAUAUUGAUGACACUACUUCAGCAGUACUCUACGAGAAACUUCUAGAAAUGGAGAAAACAGUGAGAAAGAAACUGAAAGAGGAAGAUGCAGAACAUGCAAAAUAAAUAAACCAUUUACAAAGUAUUUAAGCUUUUACUUUUAAAUAUCUCUAGUAAAUGUAAAAUAUAUAUAUAUAUAUAUAUAUAUAUAUAUAU
This is a messenger RNA of Pangasianodon hypophthalmus (striped catfish), 1738 nucleotides long. RefSeq names its product hydroxysteroid (17-beta) dehydrogenase 7 (gene hsd17b7). Bases 629 to 1648 code for a protein of 339 amino acids. NCBI's taxonomy places the organism in Eukaryota, Metazoa, Chordata, Actinopteri, Siluriformes, Pangasiidae. Gene Ontology annotation, molecular function: 3-beta-hydroxysteroid 3-dehydrogenase (NADP+) activity; 5-alpha-androstane-3-beta,17-beta-diol dehydrogenase (NADP+) activity; estradiol 17-beta-dehydrogenase [NAD(P)+] activity. Gene Ontology annotation, cellular component: endoplasmic reticulum membrane. Gene Ontology annotation, biological process: cholesterol biosynthetic process. The transcript is spliced from 9 exons. The record is from RefSeq and is a predicted model, not a curated record.